AUGAAAAAGAACAAGCGAGCUGCAACUGUAAUAAAAGAGCCAUGUGAUGAAGGAAUUGUUAUUGAAUCAGGACAAACUAAGAGAAUUACAAUUGAAAAUACACAAUUGGACGUAGAAAAUGUUAUUAAAUCUAUUACCGGAGUUAUUGCUGAUGUUAGAGAAAACAUUGAGGGUGUAGUUGAUGGUCCUAGAGAAAACGUUGAAGGCAUUGCAACAAUUGGAAUCGUGGGUUCCCUUUGA
Messenger RNA from Dentiscutata erythropus, 240 nucleotides. NCBI's taxonomy places the organism in Eukaryota, Fungi, Glomeromycota, Glomeromycetes, Diversisporales, Gigasporaceae. The record is from the annotation of a GenBank genome assembly.